Molecule: messenger RNA, 808 nt
Organism: Gopherus evgoodei (Goodes thornscrub tortoise)
Lineage: Eukaryota; Metazoa; Chordata; Testudines; Testudinidae
Product: C-C motif chemokine 17-like
Exons: 3
Coding region: 461-742 (93 amino acids)
Biological process (GO): positive regulation of ERK1 and ERK2 cascade; cellular response to interleukin-1; immune response
Cellular component (GO): extracellular region
Molecular function (GO): CCR chemokine receptor binding; chemokine activity
Source: RefSeq, a predicted model, not a curated record
GGAUGACUUGUCUGUGCUGAGAGUGGUAGCUUGGCUUCUGAGGAGGAAUUUGAGGAUUUUUCUGCAGUGCCAGAGUCUGCUCUAACCGUAAGUGAGGCUACUGUAAUACUUCGGGAGUUCUCCUUUAAUACUGGGUUGGUGAAAUCCAAUUGUACCCCUAUAAUACCACCAGUUGGGGUAUCGGCUCUGCUUUUUGACAGUUUUCCCUGAGCUCAUGGUCAUGACUCACUCCAGGCAGCAUGACAGAGGGAAACAAGGUUUGGUUCUAAGAAUGCCCAAGCUCAGCUUUCUGCAGAACUGCAUUUAGAGUUCUCCAAACUCCAGGAAAAGGGUGAAUUCCACAUCUUCAUGGCCAGGUUUAAAUUUUGCAGCUCUGUCCCAGGCUGUCAGUUCAUCCCAGCCAUCCAGGGAAACAGUCCAGGUCCAAAGCUCUCCAGCCAAGGAGAAACCUCCCAGAAUCAUGAACAGCCUGACGACAGCUCUUCUGGUGAUUUUCCUUCUAGGGCUUUCCUUUCAGCGCAUCCGUGCAGCUCCACAAGGUAUCCUGGAAGACACAACCUGCUGCAUAGGCGUCACUAAGGGACCCAUUCGUUUUAGUAACCUGAGGAGUUUCUACAGGACCUCUCCGGAGUGUAGGAGACACGCCGUGGUGUUUGUGACUCUCCAAAACAGAGAAGUCUGUGCCGAUCCAGAGGCUAUGUGGGUACAAGUUGCAAUCCGGCGCCUGAGGAAAAAGAAGUAAUUUAGCACAGCCCUUAGCAGGGCUGGACUCCCCGGGGCCUGCUGGCCCGGCUCUGUUUAUGUAAAA